AUGAUCAAUCUGGCUAUCCAGCCUUCGGACGCAAGCGCGACGUGCCUCUGCGUAUCGUCGUUGCUUGCCUCGCUUCCGACCACGCUUCGAAGCGAGCUUAGCAUUCAAGCUUGCGCUACGCCGACGACCACGGCGCUUCUGUGGCUUCCGUCGGCGCGACUGGGCGAUACGUCGUCGGAGCUACGUAGGAUCCUGUUGGAAUGUCGGUCGAUUCGGUUUGUGCAGUUGCCCAUGACGGGAGUGGAUGAGUUUGUGCCACUGAUUCGCGAGCUGCGAGCUCGUAGGAUCGUGUGGUGUUGCAGCAAGGGGUGUUUCGGCGAGAUGUGUGCUGAGCAUGCGCUCGCACUCACGCUCUCGCUGCUGCGCCGUAUCAGUUGUCGCUCUACUACACCUGAACACGUCGAUUCUCUCGUCUCAAAGCGCGUCGUGAUCGUCGGUUCCGGUUCGAUCGCGCAACACCUCUGCACCAUGCUCGUGCCGUUUCGCUGCACCAUCACCUGCCUCGAUUCCAACACAUCGCGCUCCGACCUCGUAUCCUCGUUGAGAGACGCACAAAUCAUCAUGAUCGCCUGCGCCCUGACCCAGGCCACCUCGAACCUCUUCAACUGCUCGCUCUUCUCGUUGCUCUCGCCUUGCGCCAUCCUGAUCAACGUCGCAAGAGCCGAAAUCGUCCAUACUCCCGACCUGAUCAGCGCACUAUCCACAAAUAAGCUCCACGCUGCGGCCGCUGACGUCUUCACUCCGCCCCCCGCACAUCAACUCGACCAAAUGCAGAUGCUCAUCACCAACGCCAAACUUCUAGUCACCCAACAUUCCGCCGUACCCACAAAACUCAUAGGCUCCCUCCUCGCUCACCGCAUCCGUGCCAACCUCGAAACCCUGGUCGAGUCGCUCCAAGCCGACCAGCAAGAUCAACCAUCGCAGUCGCAUUGGCUCGGAAAAGUCGACCCCGAGAAAGGCUAUUGA
Messenger RNA from Mycosarcoma maydis (corn smut), 966 nucleotides. RefSeq lists its product as uncharacterized. Gene Ontology annotation, cellular component: cytosol. The transcript has a single exon. Bases 1 to 966 code for a protein of 321 amino acids. The record is from RefSeq and is a predicted model, not a curated record. Gene Ontology annotation, molecular function: hydroxypyruvate reductase [NAD(P)H] activity; glyoxylate reductase (NADPH) activity; NAD binding. Lineage: Eukaryota; Fungi; Basidiomycota; Ustilaginomycetes; Ustilaginales.